UGAACGAGCGUCAGUCACGUGACAGGCAGCCGCGCGAACGGUUCCUUUCUCCACAGUGGCGGCUCGCGGGGACUCCUCUUUGCACGUGCUGCCGCCGGCACGUGACUCAGAAGGCUGUUUUGAGGACGUCGCGGUAGAGAUAGAGGUCCGCGCGACCUGCUGGGCGUUAUGGAGGAGCCGCCUGGUUUCCGGUAGCCGAAGUGCGCGACGCGUGAGCUCGAGGCGGACGGCGCGCGCCAGACAGACAGCCAGCCAGCCAGCAUGGCCCCGAUGCUCCUGCAGAAACUGUUCAGCAAGAAAGCGGCGGCCACCACCGGGGGCGCAAGAGAGUGCGCGGCAGACGCGGAGAAUCGUUGGGCUUCUGCUGAGUUUGAUCUCGCACAAAUCCGACUGAUUGUGUAUCAGGAUUGUGAAAGAAGGGGUCGCCAAGUUCUCUUCGACUCCAAGGCUAUACGGAAGCUGGACCCAUGUGAACUGAAUGUUGAGGAGACAAAAGCCCCGCCCACCCGAAGUGGUGCAUGCCAUAUUGGCUGCAAGGCAAAGCAGAAAGAAACCCCGCCUACUUAUCAGUACACAAGACCAUCUUCUGACGUGAAUAUGCUUGGGGAGAUGAUGUUCGGCUCCGUUGCCAUGAGCUACAAGGGGUCAACGUUGAAGAUUCACCACAUCCGAUCUCCUCCGCAGCUGAUGGUCAGUAAGGUUUUCUCGACACGUUGUGGCAGCAGUAACGCAGGCAGCACCAGCACUCUCCAGGACAGCCUUGACUCGAUUAGCCAAACAUGCCCGAGUCACAGCAGCAGCAUAGCUCAUAGUAAUCCUGUGGACAUGCCAGGCCGUGGACACAGUGAAGACAGCGACAGUGGCAUCGCCCGUUCAGCAUCACUCAGCAGUCUCCUGGCCACGCCCCUCCCCUCCCCUGGUUCGUCCUACAGCAGUGGGUGUGCCAGCAGUUACCAACGGCGUUGGCUCCGUAGCCAAGCGACCAGCCUCCAGCAUGGCCUGAUCCCUCGCUGGAGCACAGAUGAAAUGUUCAGCCUGUCAGACGAGAGCUGCAGCUCAAACCCUGGGCUGGGCCGCAGGAAGAAGAUUGCAGUCAGCAUCAUCAUCAGCCUGCCGGAGAAAGAAGAGGAGAACCACAGCUUCCAGGAGUUCUUCUUCUCCCACUUCCCCCUGUUCGAAUCUCACAUGAACAAGCUCAAGACCGCCAUCGAGAGGGCGAUGAUUGUGUGUAGGAGAGUAGCAGAGCCUAGUCAGCGGGUGCAGGUGUAUCUGUGUCGGGUUAUGGAGGCACUGGGAGAGUUCAGGAUGACCGUGUGGAACCUGUACAUGGCUCCACGGAUCACCGAACCCAUCUGGCUGACCAUGGUAUCCCAGAGUGCCGAGCGAAACCAGUUGUGUCAGCGCUUCCUGAAGGAGAUGAGCCUGCUUAUGGAGCCCGGGGCCAAGAACCAGUUCUUGUCUUCUCUCCUCACUGCUGUCCUCAUGUACCACCUCGCCUGGGUUCCCACUGUGAUGCCUAGCAACCACCCGCCAAUCAAAGCUGUUUACCAGAAACACACCUCCCACACGGUGGACUUACUGGCCAAGUCUCACCCAUACAACCCACUGUGGGCUCAGCUAGGAGAUCUGUACGGUGCUUUGGGAUCUCCUGUUCGAGUGUGUCGUACUGUGGUUGUCGGACGCCGACGCGAGCUGGUGCAGCGCGUCCUCUACGUUCUGUCUUACUUUAUCCGCUGCUCUGACCUCCAGGAAAACACACUUCCUCAAGCACAAACGGACAGUCCUGCCAAUCCGUGCCCUUCCCAAACCACUAACCCAACCCCCUGCUCCGAGAGGACCAAUGAGAGACCGCUCAUCUGUGAGUCAGAAGCUGCAAAGUCCACCCUAAACCCUGAAAGGACCAAUGAGAAAACGCUAACAACUGAUGCAAAAUCUACAGACCCAACUUCUAGUUCGGAAGGAACCAGUACAGAAGCAGGUGAUUCUGAAUCAGCUGACUCCUCCCCCUUUUGUGAAACAACCAAUUGUAGCCUGGAACGUUCAGGGGAGACAGGACUAGAGGACAUCUUGGCCAAUUCGAGCCCUCCUAGUCACAGGGUGCGGUUCAUGAUUGGCAGCCCAAAGGAGGUGGAGAAUGACAGACAAUGUCAAGAUAAGACUGGACCUAGCUGUGGGCGGGGCUUACACAGGAAGAUGCCCAGUAGGCUUUUAAAGGACAGCUUGGACAGCUCGGACGAGGAGGAACUGUCACACAGGCAGACAUGCACAGGAAAUGAUAUGCAGCAAUAUGAACUACCACUUCCAAGCUGUGACAUGGAGAUCCGCCCCGACGUGAAUCAUUUUGGCCGCUCUCUGCUCGGCGGUUACAGUCCUCAGUACAUGCCUGACUUCGUCCUGCACGGCGUCACCUCAGAUCAGCGGCUCAAGCAGUGCCUAAUGGCCGACCUGGAACACACAGUACUGCACCCAGCGCUGGACGAGCCGGUCGCUGAGGCCGUGUGCAUCGUGGCGGACACGGACCGCCUCUGUGUUCAGGUGGCUACGACUCAGCGGCGCGUGUGUGAGCCAGGCCAGAUAGGAAGAGACGUGAUGGUCUCCAACCUCAUACACACGCUCCUCACGUCUGUGCUGCAGCUGCAUGCGCUCAACAUGGCCGCAGACUUUUGUGUCAUGCACUUGGAGGACCGCUUGCAGGAGGUGUAUUUUAAGAGCUGUUCUUUGGCAGAAUAUCUGAGAGGACAGCGACGAGUCCAUGUGAAGGAACUGGGACUAGCGUUGGGGAUCGAUUCCAGUGAUCUUCCACUACUCGCGGCUGUCGCCAGCACACACUCGCCCUACGUUGCCCAGAUCCUUCUGUGAACGUUGCUUCACUACAACCGACCAAUCAGAGUGCGCUCCUGCCUACAGCACACCAAUGAGGAGCUGAUCGCCGUUAACCCAGGUUAAUGCUGACAAUGAUCAGACCAAUCAGGAUCAUGUUAUUAGCCUUUAAAGAGAGAUCAGAUCGUCAGGUUUGCGUCCUCUCCAGUCUCCAGACUGAGUGUGUGUGGGGAGUGUGUGUGAGCUUUGUUUUCUUAUAUGCACUAUUUCCACAGUGUUGUUUUGUCUUAAAAGGAAGACUGGAACAGGUAAUGCUACUUUUUAAGUCAUGGUAUAGUAUGAUGGGUGACAAAUUAAAGGAAAAACCAUAAAAUAAAAAAAAAGUAGCACUACUGUUGUAUUUGGAAAAUGAUCUUCGGUAUUUUAUAAUGUGGAUUAUUUCAGCUAAAUUUGAAGCCAGCUUCAAAUCUGCAAAGGCAAUCCCAUAAGAGUUUGAAAAGCGUAGAAGAUUAAAAUUGGGCACAAUGCUAAGCCUGCCUCUGUUGCUUUCUGGUAAUUUGCUAAAUGUUUUUGCACUGCAACUUUUUUUAAAAUUUAUUAUCGCAGCAAUAUUGAUGUUCUGGGUAAAUUGCACGUGCUGCCUAUGAUUAAUGCGAAGCAAACAAGCGGAGAUGUCACAUAACAAAUGGCUCAGCAUGUUGGUUUACAGCAGCGAUCAAACCCUGUUUCUGUAGAUCUGCUUUCUUACAGAAUUAAAUUCCAGCCGUAAUCCAGCACCAUCAAUCCGGCUAAUCGAGUAGACUGAUUAAGAUUCAGAUUCAGAUUAGCAAGGUGUGCUUGAUUAGGGUUAAAUCGAGCUGGAGUAGGAAGCUCUCCAGAAACGUUGAUCACUGGUUUACAGAAUCAGAAUUCGUAUAAGAUUUUAGUAUUUAUUAUUAGAAACAGUAUGCGUCAAUUAUCUUGAGCAAUUUUAAUUUCCUGUGUUUUCAUACUUUUGUGUCCUGUUUAUUUUUUUUUCCUCUGCAGCAGUUGAUUUUGAGUUGUAUGGUUCCCCCUUGUGGUGGCAUUUAGGUUUACAGGAUUGUACACAAAGACCAACAGGAAGCUUUUGCGCUGAGUUUGUACAAGAGCUGGGUGGAGAUUGAGAUUGAGGUUGAUUACUCUUUUUUUUUCUUGCACUAUUAGUGUCUUAUUUAUCUCUGCAUCAAACUCAUACUGUAUAUAAUACUAUCAUUAUAUGCAGUUUAUGUCCUCAAGUAGUCUUUACAUAAGCCCCCAUUAACAGCUUCCUUUGUGUGCAUCUGUGUGUACGUGCCUCACAUAAGAAGGUGUAUGUGUGUGUUGGUGGGAGGGUCAAUAACUUCUAUCAGGUGCUACCAUGUUAUACACUGUGUAAAAGUAUGUUAAAACACAUACUAUUUUAUACUCGGUAUACUUUACUAAUACCUUUCUGUAGAGUAAGCCACAUACAGGUCUAUUAAGGCUAAUACUCAAGUCUUAAUUUUACUCAGACUUAUGUUUCUUAUUCCUUUAAUAUUCAAGAGAAUGUUUGUUAUUUUUGUACACUAAAUUCUACCUCAUGGUUGCUUUUAAAAGCAGUCCUGAUCUCAGACAUGAAAGACAAGCCAGUUCAAUGUGGCCAGGGUAAAAGAUCUCCUUUUGAUGGUGAGCAACGCUGAAGAAAUGACAGCUGAGGUUUCGGACAUUUCGUGUCCAUGUCUAAGGCGGUGUGCUCCGAAUAAAACCACGCAAGUUGCAUUUUGGUCAUUUUAUGUUUGAUCUUUGGAUAUGGGAUAAAGUUGAAUAAACUUCUCAUAAUUGAAAAA
Pangasianodon hypophthalmus (striped catfish) is the source of this 4646-nucleotide messenger RNA. It is a transcript of the gene fnip2, whose product is annotated as folliculin interacting protein 2. Bases 262 to 2859 code for a protein of 865 amino acids. The record is from RefSeq and is a predicted model, not a curated record. NCBI's taxonomy places the organism in Eukaryota, Metazoa, Chordata, Actinopteri, Siluriformes, Pangasiidae. Gene Ontology annotation, cellular component: cytoplasm. The transcript has 17 exons. Gene Ontology annotation, molecular function: ATPase inhibitor activity; protein-folding chaperone binding.